UCGAUUCUCGAAACCCACCCCUUUUCUGCAAUCGCCGGCCUCUCGAAUGGCGUCGCGCCGGUAGCGGCGCCGCGCCGCCCCCGGGAGCCGCCGAUGAAGCGGCCGGCGCGGCACCUCUGCACCGUCCUGCUGCUCGCGCUCCUCGCCGUCGCCCUCGCGUUCCGGGCCGUGCUCCGGCGCGGCUUCGUCGGGUCCCUCGAGCUCGAGCAGUACGGGCUCGCGGCGGCGGCGGGGGCGGCGGCGGCGGGGGAGGCGGCGGCGGCGGCCGUCUUCAACUCCUCCGUGCUCAGGUACGCGGAGAUCGACGGCGCGGAGGAGAAGUUCAAGCGGGAGACCCAGCAGCUGCUGGAAGGGAAGUUCUCGGGUCACCCGCAGUUCAGGAGGUUCGCGUCUCGGAGGAGGUUCACCACCUACGAGCCCAACGGGAAGAUCAAUAUGGUUUUCCAGGUGUCGCUGGCGCCGAGGUAUCAGAGGUACGUGCAGGAUUUUAGGAGGAAUUUGCAGGAUUGGUCUAGGAACAAGCGGUUCCAGCCGGAUGUGAUGAACGACUUGAUUAGACUGGUGAAGCAUCCGCUCGACAGGCGCGGCGGUUCGGUGGUCUCGGAUAGGAGGUACGCGUCUUGUGCCGUUGUUGGGAACAGUGGGAUUUUGCUGCAGAGCGAGCAUGGGGAGCUGAUCGAUAGCCACGAGGCGGUGAUUAGGCUGAACAACGCGAAAAUCAAGGGCUUCGAGCGCAAUGUCGGGUCUAAGACCACCGUCUCGUUUGUAAAUAGCAACAUUUUGCAUCUCUGUGCGCGGAGGGAACGGUGCUUUUGCCACCCUUACGGAGCGGAUGUUCCGAUCGUCAUGUAUAUUUGCCAACCAGUGCACUUGCUCGAUUAUACGAUGUGUAACUCGUCUCACAAAGCGCCUUUGCUCGUCACUGAUCCGAGCUUCGACAUGCUGUGCGCACGGAUCGUUAAGUACUAUUCGGUGCGGCGGUUUGCCGAGGAGACGGGGAAACCUUUGGAAGCAUGGGAUGCUGCACAUGAUAAGGUGUAUUUCCACUAUUCCUCGGGGAUGCAAGCCAUAAUGCUGGCUUUGGGAAUUUGCGACAGAGUUAGUGUUUUCGGCUUCGGGAAAUCGGAGUCGGCCAAGCAUCAUUACUAUACCAAUCAAAAGGGCGAGCUGACUUUGCAUGAUUACCGAGCGGAGUACGAUCUCUAUCGCGAUUUGGUCGAGAGGCCCCAAGCGAUACCAUUUAUUUCAGAUGAGUUCAAAUUUCCUCCUGUGACUAUCUAUCAGUGAAAUUGCACUGGUUGGCUUGUAUUUGGUUUCAAUUGGUCUUUGAGGAAAUAGUUUAGUAUUCAAUGUGUCAAGAUUGAAAUAACGUGCUCAUGUUGUUAACUGUAAUCUUCCACGGGAUAUUCAUGGAAUUGAAUGUCAGAGUAUGCAAAGUACAGAUUGUUUAGAUGUUAUUAGCCUGUUACUUCUUUCAAGAUUGUCUUAGAUGAAUGGAAGUUGGUUUACUCA
This is a messenger RNA of Syzygium oleosum, 1512 nucleotides long. RefSeq names its product beta-1,6-galactosyltransferase GALT29A. The transcript has a single exon. Gene Ontology annotation, molecular function: sialyltransferase activity. Bases 94 to 1287 code for a protein of 397 amino acids. NCBI's taxonomy places the organism in Eukaryota, Viridiplantae, Streptophyta, Magnoliopsida, Myrtales, Myrtaceae. The record is from RefSeq and is a predicted model, not a curated record.